UGUAUUUGGGCGUGUAAUUUAGUUGCCGGUAUCGUGCGGUUUGAAAAUUUACUCAAUAAGUCUUGAAAAAUAAUUUACUUAUGCAAAAUGUUUAAAAAGUAUGCAAGUUUUGACGAAGAAAAAGGCGAAAUUGUUGCUUUAUUAAAGGUGGAUCAAAAUUUUCAUCCUGAAAAUCCGUUUUGUGAAGACUUUAGUAAUCAAUUUUGGGAAGAGGUUAUAAAAGAAUAUAAUGUUGAACAAAAUGGACUUAAUGCAGCUAAAGCCCAACGUAAAAUUAGACUUCAGUAUAUUCAGCGAUCUGUUCCAAAGAAAGAAGAUGUUGUUGAGUAUCUUCUAAAGGAUGUUCCUGAAAAGUUUAAAAGUUAUUGUGCUAUUAACAAAAUAAAAAAUACAGAUAUAAAAUUUACAAAUUUAGUGUUUGAGAUCAACGAGUUUAUAAACCUUAUUUUGGAAGAAGAUUCCCAAAAGGCUAAUCGUGAAAGAAGAUAUAAUAAACUUUUAAAGCUCUCUCUUGGUUCCAGGAGAACAAUUUUGCAUUUGGCAGCUGAUCAAGACUUAGAUAUGGUAGUUAAUACAAUUAUAUUAUUUUAUCCAACCCUUGUUAAUGUAACAACUGAAGUGGACGGUUUUGAUGAUAAUCCUUUAUGCUUUGCACUCAGAAAGUUUUAUGAUAAAACAUCUAGUUCACUUAUAAAUGCAAUGGAUAGUUACAGUGUGCGUUGUUUAUUUGAAAGUAAUGAGAUGGCAAAUGCACGUUUUUUUUUCAAAGAUUAUAUCAAUCCUAAACAGAAUGUAUCCAUGAAGGAAACAGUUUUAGCUAUACUCGAGAAGCUAAUGAAUCCUUACUGGCCAUUUAAGCCUGUUAAUGAAAUUAGUAAAGAAAUUGAAUGGUAUGAUAUGCCUAAAGCUCCAUUAUCUCAUCAUUUUUACUUCCAAAUAUUAGAUGCUGAUGGUAAUGGAAAUGCACCAAAAUAUGAUAAUGGUAAAGUUAAUAAAAAUUUUAACCACAGAAGUAAAUCAUGUUUACAUCUUAUUGCUGAAUCAGCAAGUUGCAGGGAAGCGAUUCAACAUCCUGUUGUUAGAUUGUUAGUCAAGAGAAAAUGGAAUGAAUAUGGACAAAACUUGAUUAGGAUUUAUGCAGGCCUUUAUUUAAUGUUCCUUGUCUUAUUCUCUCUUGCCCUUUUUAUACAACCAGAAAAAAAAGGAUUAAAAUACAAUGGCUCAUUGGAUUUUUUUCGUUUAUUUUGUGAAGUUGGAACUUUAUUGUUUGUAAUAUUUUAUAUAUUCUUGGAAGUGGAUGAAGGUGAAAAGAGUUGGUUGAUUUACUUCAGAGAUUUUACCAACUACAUUGAUAUAUUAGGAUUGGGAACUAUAUUGCUUAUUGUUCCAUUUCGAUUUGCAGAGUUUCCAACAUUUUAAUUGGUCAAAUAAGCAAUCGAUAUACUGAAGCUCAGUCUGAGGCUAAAAUCCAAUAUGAUAUUGAUAAAACAAAGUUUAUAACAAAGAUGGAGAACUCUAGAAUUUGUGGGAGAUUACGAAUUCGCUACUACGAAGAAGGUGGUUACGCAACUAAUUCUGUUGAAGAAGAUGAGGUCAUUGCUGAUUGGGUUGCAAUGAAAGAAAAAGAGUCUUUAAAUGAAGAAAAUAAAAUCAAAUUUGAAUCUCUGAGAGGAAACAUAAAACUAGGAGAAAAAAAAGAAGAAUAAUUUAAUGGUUUAUUUUUAAGAGUGAUUAACGAAAAUUUUGAAUUAAAGAAGUAUAUUUUG
Messenger RNA from Hydra vulgaris (swiftwater hydra), 1766 nucleotides. NCBI's taxonomy places the organism in Eukaryota, Metazoa, Cnidaria, Hydrozoa, Anthoathecata, Hydridae. The record is from RefSeq and is a predicted model, not a curated record.